This is a messenger RNA of Botrytis porri, 1062 nucleotides long. RefSeq lists its product as uncharacterized. Gene Ontology annotation, cellular component: EMC complex. The transcript is spliced from 2 exons. The record is from RefSeq and is a predicted model, not a curated record. Bases 71 to 787 code for a protein of 238 amino acids. Lineage: Eukaryota; Fungi; Ascomycota; Leotiomycetes; Helotiales; Sclerotiniaceae.
ACAUCACCGACCAGACCCUCAAGUAGCUCUCAACUCCCAAAAAGACACUCUCCCUGAAAGCAUCUAGAAAAUGCGUCUUUCAGUCAUCAGCGUUUGUUCGCUGCUUUCCUUUCUCCCCUCCACUCUCGCAACUCAACUCAUCUUCACAAUCCCAACGACUCCCCAACUAAACCCAUCAACUCUCCCCCCCUCCACCCACGCAAUCCUCAGUACCCUUUCUCACACGCACACCGCGCCUCUGACACCAUCCAAUUCCUUCUCUUUCCGCAACCUUACUAGCGGCUCCUACCUUCUCACCGUUUCCUCUCCAGCCUACGCUUUCAUUCCUCUCCGCGUCGAUAUCCAUCCUGCAUCCUCCGAGUCAAAUCUCAUUCCCAUUGAAGCAUUUACCACUUUCCGCGCUAACGAAUGGAGCAACAAGGGAGAGAACAUCCUAGUUUCUAAACUCGGAGAACACAAGUAUACAGCGGAAGUUAUGCCACUUGUCGAGAAAAGCUAUUAUCUUGAACGAGCGGGAUUCUCGCCAUUGAGUUUAUUGAAGAAUCCUAUGAUCUUGAUUGCUGGAUUCAGUAUGCUUAUUGUGUUUGGAAUGCCUUAUCUUAUGGACAAUAUGGACCCAGAACUCAAGGCGGAAUUUCAGGAGCGUCAGAAGAGUGGUGGUGGAAUUACAGGCGGUGCCAAUGGCGCCAAUCCAUUGCAAAAUUUCGAUGCGGCAGCUUGGUUGGCUGGAUCUGGUGGAAAGAAGGAGGGCGGUGCUGCAAGUGGUGGGAGAGAGAUUAUUAGAUGAGAGUGGUGUCUGCAUUUGUGGAGUUUUGUUGAUACUCUAGCUGAUUGAUGAGAGAUGAUCAAUCUAUUAGAUUAGGAUAAUACCCAGGCACCAUGGGUCGAACCACGACGCGAAAAGUAAAUACAGAAAGAUAGAAUUGUUAAGACAACAUAAGAAUGGGGUUUCUUGUACCGUCGUUUUUUUAUAUCUUGAAUUCCUCAAGGUAAAGGAACAUAUAUAUUAAUUCCAGAUUCAUGCUUCGAUAAGCUACCAGGAGCGAGAAAUCGACCCAUCAC